Messenger RNA from Echinococcus granulosus, 1056 nucleotides. Its product is annotated as Zinc finger protein SNAI1. Gene Ontology annotation, biological process: regulation of DNA-templated transcription. Bases 1 to 1056 code for a protein of 351 amino acids. NCBI's taxonomy places the organism in Eukaryota, Metazoa, Platyhelminthes, Cestoda, Cyclophyllidea, Taeniidae. Gene Ontology annotation, molecular function: RNA polymerase II cis-regulatory region sequence-specific DNA binding; DNA-binding transcription factor activity, RNA polymerase II-specific. The record is from RefSeq and is a predicted model, not a curated record. The transcript has 2 exons.
AUGAAAUACGACUUUUCCAUAGCGAGUUUACUAAAGCUGUCACCUACAGCCCGAGAGGCACCAGAGCUAACCAACUCAAUCGCCAAGGACGAAGCCGCAUAUACUUGUGCAAGGAGAACCUCCAACUCCUUCGACAUGGUUUCCAUACUCUCAUCAUCAUCAUCUGCUCCGGCAGGGAGUUCUUCCAGCACAUUGUCCACCAUUCUUGUAGAUACUUUCAAUACCUCGUCAAUAUCUCAACUGAAGCGUGGAGAUGGUGGACAAAUUUAUGCCAUUGGUUUGUCCAUGCUUUCCUCCUCCAAACCUGCGAUCUCACCACCCUCCUCUUCGACCAGUUCAGUUGCUGCGUGUCCACAGUUUCAUACUUCGCCAGUCAAUGCUUGUGAAAUUGCCUUGCAAACCUAUGCUUGCCUUUCCUGGUGGCACAGUUUCUAUUCAGCAACUCUGCCUAACCUGCCCAACACAAGUGUUGCCAAUCCAACUGAUGUUAUUGUCAAUUUUCCUACUGGCAGAAUCGCAGUAAACACUGCCAGUGGUGGGACAAAUGACAACGCAGUGAAUCACAACGGCAUUGGCUCUUCUGCACGGAUUGGUGAGGUGGAUAAUGACAAAGAAGUGGAGGAGGGAGAGCGAGCUGUGUGGAGGUGUCGGAAGUGUGGCAAGACACACAACAGCUCAGCUUGCCUGCGAAUGCAUAAGCGGAGUCACUUGCGUCCAUGGAAAUGUGGCUACUGUGAGAAGGCGUUUUCACGCAACUGGCUGCUUGAGGGUCACGAGCGGACACACACAGGUGAAAAGCCCUUCGUCUGUCCCACCUGCCAACGUGCCUUCGCAGAUCGCUCGAACAUGCGAGCACACACGCAGACACACCUGACGGUGAAGCGCUGUCGCUGUCCCCACUGUCCCCGAUCAUUCACCCGCCGUAGUCUGCUCAUUCGACACCUGGAAAAGUGCGCCUUUGCCACUACUGCCCCAACCACCGUUAUGAAUGACGCCCCCACCACUUUUACCAAAUACCCAACACAUGACCUCGACACCAUCAAUCCAACCAAUUGA